UGGCGUUUGGAAUAAAAACUCCUCAGAAACAUUCCAAAUGCACAAGUGGUUCUCAUCUUCUUUGCAGUUUAAAACUUGAGUGGAGAUUUGAGGAAAACUACAUUGGAUCACUCAGUUUCUUUUACCGGGUCAUCUGAACAGUGUACCAUUCUAUGAUGGAUUCUUCCAAACAUGACUACUUUGAAUACUUUGGCAGAGUCCAUGGAAUUCUAAUGUAUAAAGAUUUUGUCAAAUAUUGGGAUGAUGUGGAGGCAUUUGAGGCAAAACCAGAUGACAUUGUCAUUGCCACCUAUCCCAAAUCUGGCACAACCUGGGUUAGUGAAAUUGUGUACAUGAUUUAUAAAGAAGGUGAUGUGGAAAAGUGCAAAGAAGAUGUCAUUUUUAAUCGAGUACCUUUCCUGGAAUGCAGAAAAGAAGAGGUGAUGAAUGGAAUAAAACAAUUAAAAGAGAUGGCAUCGCCUAGAAUAGUGAAGACUCAUCUCUCAGUGAUGCUUCUUCCAGCCUCAUUUUGGGAAAAGAACUGUAAGAUGAUCUAUCUUUGUCGGAAUGCCAAGGAUGUGGCUGUUUCUUAUUAUUAUUUCUUUCUAAUGGUAUCUGCUCAUCCAAAUCCUGGAUCUUUUCCAGAAUUUGUAGAGAAAUUCAUGGAAGGAGAAGUUCCUUAUGGUUCCUGGUAUGAACAUGCAAAAUCUUGGUGGGAAAUGAGAAAGAAUCCACGUGUGCUGUUUCUUUUCUAUGAAGACAUGAAGGAGGAUAUCAGAAGAGAGGUGAUAAAAUUGAUAGAAUUUCUUGGAAAGAAGCCAUCAGAGGAGCUUGUGGACAAGAUUGUACAACAUACUUCAUUCCAAGAGAUGAAAAACAAUCCAUCUACCAAUUACACAACACUACCAGAUGAAGUCAUGAACCAAAAAAUAUCUCCUUUCAUGAGAAAAGGAAUUGCAGGAGACUGGAAGAAUCACUUCACAGUAGCCCUAAAUGAGAAAUUUGAUAGGCACUAUGAGCAACAAAUGAAGGGGUCUACACUGAAAUUACGAACCGAGAUCUAAGAAGGGUUUUCUUAAGAUGUCUGAGAGGAAAGCUUUCUUCUCAUCAUUCCUCAACUUUUCCUACUUUAAAUUAAUAGAGGAGUCAUGUGAAAGAUUAAGGUCAGGUUCACAUGAUUAUAGAGAUCUUCAUAUAAAAAAGACAAGGACUUUUUUCCUGCUGUUAUAUUUUUAUUUUCUUUCUCUUCUCCUCUUCUAUUCUCCUCCUCGUUCUCCUCCUUUUCCUUGUUUUUGCAAAUAUUAUGCAAAGAUAUAAUCUAUGCGAGUGGUAUAGGAAGACACAGAUAGUUUGAGUUGUCAGAGGUUCAUUAAAAAUAAUAAAGCUCUCCAAAUUA
Hipposideros armiger (great roundleaf bat) is the source of this 1375-nucleotide messenger RNA. Its product is annotated as estrogen sulfotransferase. Lineage: Eukaryota; Metazoa; Chordata; Mammalia; Chiroptera; Hipposideridae. The record is from RefSeq and is a predicted model, not a curated record. The coding region runs from base 153 to 1043 and encodes 296 amino acids. Gene Ontology annotation, molecular function: sulfotransferase activity. The transcript has 8 exons.